Messenger RNA from Aspergillus viridinutans, 2454 nucleotides. Its product is annotated as ankyrin repeat domain-containing protein. The record is from RefSeq and is a predicted model, not a curated record. The coding region runs from base 1 to 2454 and encodes 817 amino acids. Gene Ontology annotation, molecular function: protein binding. The transcript is spliced from 3 exons. Lineage: Eukaryota; Fungi; Ascomycota; Eurotiomycetes; Eurotiales; Aspergillaceae.
AUGUCUGACAGCGAGGACAGCGGAUUUGUGCUCGUAGAUCCAGACGAUGCAUCUGUUGGCCCUAUUUCCAAAUCAGCCGAAGACAUUGCGAACCUCCGGGACUGGCUGUAUCCGACUGCUUAUCCCAGAGAUACGAGCGAGUUCAAGAAGCAUUUAAACUCGCACGUUUCUGGUACUGGAGAAUGGAUUUAUCAGACUCCCCAGUUCCGGCAGUGGCUCGACUCCUCGACUAACAGCGCCUUGUGGAUCAAGGCUGUGGCAGGGGCAGGAAAAAGCGUACUAACUGCUCGGCUGGUUUUUUGCGUACAAGAAGAAAGCAAUUCGCCCGUUCUUUUCUUCUUCUGCCGCCAAAUCGUCUCUGCGAACCACGAUCCGCAUGCUUUGGUGCGAGACUGGAUGGCACAACUUCUCGAUUACUCUCCUCAUCUUCAAGCGUGGGUAGAGGGGCUCAAGAAAGAGUAUCGUCGAGUACAUGAUAUUGGAUUUACGGAGCUGUGGCAUGCUCUUCUCGAUAUCCUUCACCUGCUCAAGAAGGUGUUCUGCGUCGUCGAUGCGCUCGACGAACUAGACAGUGACCAUGCAGACGAAUUCUUGCAGCAUCUAGUAGCCCUUGGGAAGCAAGAAACUGGUCAUAUAAAGUUACUGAUGACCAGCCGUCCGCUCCCUCAAAUUCAAAAGUUGUUGAACACUCCAACACUGCAGGUCAGGCUGGAAGAUCGACAUGUCAAUCGGGAUAUCGCCCUGUUCGUCGAUCACUGCCUCCAAGACGCAGUCCAUUUAAGCGAGUCGGUACGGGACAGAAUCAAAGGAUCAAUCGAGGAUCGCGUGCAUCCGUCUUUUCUCCACGCCCGUCUUCUGAUCGACGAACUCUUGGACGACCACCGAGGCAACACGCUGGAGGUUGAAUCGGUCAACCGAACCCUGCUCGCGUUGCCAGAUAGUCUUGAGGAUAUGUACUCGCAAAUGUUGCACGGUCAUUCCCGAUUGGCAAGGGUCCCCCGACAGCGGCAAUUGUUGGUUCUCCAACUGAUAACCCACGCUACCAAACCGUUGAGACUUCUGGAAGUGGCAACGGUCCUAGCCUUUCUGGACAUGAGUACUAACAAGGAAAAACACGGGGAUGCAAAGAACCUCACACGCAUGUCCUGUGGACCUCUACUCGAGAUUCUGGAAGAUGAAACUGUCGCCAUCAUCCUCAUUCCUACGAGCUAUCUCGCCGACGCCUUUCCGGUCAUUGAUCCCGAGGAAACCAACAGUCUCUUGGCCGCCGUUUGUCUCAAGUACCUUCUUUGCGGCUGCCUUGCCUCCUAUCGCGUUCGAAAACGGACUACUCAGGCCUUCACUGACCCGGUUCCUCUCCGGAGCUAUCUCGACCAUCCUUUUCUAGAGUACGCUCUCGGAAACUGGCAUGUCCAUGUCCGUCGCCUGUCCAAGAUAAACGGCGAGCUCCUUGACACACUCAACGACUUCAUGAGAACAGACAAUCCAGCUUAUCUGGCUUGGAUGGAGAAGGUCAUCAAUCCCGAGUAUGCAGUGGAGUCCAUCACACCACUCCAUGCCGUCUCCUGGACUGGUCUCACCAACUACGCUCGAUUGCUUCUUCAGGACAGCCAUAACUGCAACGCCCUAGACAAACGGUUGAGGACUCGAUUGAGCUAUGCCGCCACCAAGGGAUUCCUCGAGCUGGUGACUCUCCUGCUGCAGCAUGGGGCCGAGCCGGACGACCCGUGUCUGCAUGGCAACAAACCGCUCCACUAUGCGACAGCACGAUUUCAUCCGGGUUCUGCUCCAAGCUGGCGUCAGUCCCAUGACCGGCAAGACGUACGACCACCCACCGCCAAAGAGACGGAUUUUUCGGCCGUCAUGGCAGACUUGUGUGAGAUGGUCGAGUUUCUCCUCAACGUCUCCGGCAUCGACCUGGCCACAAAGUUCGGAUGGCGAUGCCUCCUUUCUGCCACGAACAGACGGGAUUACGACAUGAUGCGGUUACUUCUAGACCGAGGCGCGCACCGUGACACGUCAUUUCCUGCCUCUCAUCUUCUGCUGACAUUCUGCCAGCCUUGCACGGCAGCUGAUACUCCACGCCGGCGGAAGAAUAGGAAGCAGCGAAUACAGGAUUGCUUUGAUCUAGUCCUCCAAACAGAAUGCGAUGUGAACUAUCAGAAUGGUGGCGGCUGGACGGCGUUGCACUACUUUGUCGAAAGUAAUUCUCCCCUCGUCGAGAGGAUUUUGCAGCUUGGAGCAGACGUACACGCCACAGACGACAUGGGAAACACGCCGCUGCAUUUAUUCCGGCCCUCCAAGGCCUCUGUGCGGACCUUGGAAGCUUUGAUGCGGUACGGAGCACGCUGGGAUGUCAUUCGGGCCAAGGACGGCAAGAUGCCGUUACAUACUUGCUUGGAAGGGUUCCACGCGGACUGUCUCGAUGUCCUCAAGCUAUAUGUUCAAGACUGA